This is a messenger RNA of Prorocentrum cordatum, 461 nucleotides long. NCBI's taxonomy places the organism in Eukaryota, Dinophyceae, Prorocentrales, Prorocentraceae. The record is from the annotation of a GenBank genome assembly.
CGCACCUCAUGCCGACUGCUCCCGCCCGCCGCGGCGCCGCGCCCGCGCCCGCCCCUGCGCCGCCGGUGCAGGACGGCGAGGCGCAGCAGCGCCAGGCGCGCGUGGACGCCGAGGUGGCCAAGGUCCGGGCCGAGAUCCGGGCCGCCAAGGAGGCGGAGAAGCACGCCAUGAGGCUCUCCGUGUACCACGAGGCCGGGAGCGAGGGCGCCCGCAGCGCGGUGGAGGAGGCCAGGCGGCUGGCGGACGUGGAGGCCAUGGCCAAGCGCGCCGCGGAGAUGAAGGUGACCAGGCAGCUGGCGUCGGACCGCGCCCGGGCCGCCAAGAAGGCGCACCGCGCCAGGGAGAAGGCCGCCGCCGCCGCGCAGGCGGCCAAGGAGGCGGACAGGAAGGCCUCGGCGUCGGCCGACAUCGAGAAGGACUGGCUGGACCGCACUCCGGGGGCAUGGGGCGCCCGGGCGUGA